Molecule: messenger RNA, 850 nt
Organism: Xyrauchen texanus (razorback sucker)
Lineage: Eukaryota; Metazoa; Chordata; Actinopteri; Cypriniformes; Catostomidae
Product: stress-associated endoplasmic reticulum protein 1
Exons: 3
Coding region: 178-378 (66 amino acids)
Biological process (GO): endoplasmic reticulum unfolded protein response
Cellular component (GO): endoplasmic reticulum
Source: RefSeq, a predicted model, not a curated record
CAGAACGUCCACGUAUCGUGGGUGGGUGAGAGAGUUCCUCUGUAUGCACACGUAGGCUUAAACCAGUACUUAAACCUGUACAAGAUCACACGCCAACUGGUCACGUCAACCGCUUGGACUUCUAACUGUAUUAUAGUUUUCGUUCUCUUUCAUAAACGCUUCAAUUAAGUGUGAAAGAUGGUGGCCAAACAGAGGAUUCGCAUGGCGAACGAGAAACACAGCAAGAACAUCACACUGAGGGGCAAUGUGGCCAAAACCACGAGAGGCACUCCAGAUGAGAAAGCAGCGGUUGGUCCGUGGCUUCUUGCCUUGUUCGUCUUUGUAGUAUGUGGAUCAGCGAUAUUCCAGAUCAUUCAGAGUAUCCGGGUGGGAAUGUGAGGCAUCUGGCCAUCAGUGCUCUUCAACACUGUUAAUUCUCCUCUUCUGGCACAGCUGAAGAUCUCUUGAUCAUUCCUUUGGUCUUAUUUAAUCUUUCUGUCACACAGUCUUUCACUACAAUGCUUUGGAUGCCUGUGUCUUACUCAAAAUCCGGAAGAACGUUGUCUUUUUAAACGUUUCAAUAUCUGACUUUUCAUCAAUAUUGCUGAUCAGUCCUCGACAGAGGCAAUAAACUCAAGACUACACAUGACCGUUAGAAUUUUUGUAAAAGAAAUGUUGCAAUGAUGCAGUGUUAUAGUUCAGGGACCAGUUCAGUAUAAUUGUUAAUGUUAUUUGGUACUACGCACCUUGUAUUGGAUUCACUCUACCAAUAGAGCUGAGUUUGGGUUCUUUGACUGUGUCAAAGGAAAUGAAGGUUUCACAGAUUCAGUUUUGUGUGUAGAAAACUGGACAAAUAAAAUCAAAUGUACUU